AUGGAAUAGCACAAACAUAUUUUGAAUGAACAAGAUGAUCAUCUUAAUGAAAUAGCCGAUAUUGCAAAUAGGUUACACAAUGCUGCUGUAAACAUUAAUGUUGAAAUUGAUCAUCAAGGAAAAUAGAUUACCUAAUUAGAUGUAGAAAUGGAUAAAACAUAAAAGAAGAUGAAUUUCGUAUAAAAAAAAUUAGGAGAUUUACUAAAAACUAAUGAUUAAAGUUAGAUUUGCACAAUCCUUAUACUUUUUGGGACGCUUUGUGCAUUAAUUUUCCUCUUGAUCUAUACCUGAUUUUGAAUACAUUAUAUAAUAAAAUGAUAGCAUACAAAUAAUAAUUGAAA
This is a messenger RNA of Paramecium tetraurelia, 341 nucleotides long. RefSeq lists its product as uncharacterized. The record is from RefSeq and is a predicted model, not a curated record. The transcript has 3 exons. Lineage: Eukaryota; Ciliophora; Oligohymenophorea; Peniculida; Parameciidae.